Molecule: messenger RNA, 4521 nt
Organism: Fonsecaea monophora
Lineage: Eukaryota; Fungi; Ascomycota; Eurotiomycetes; Chaetothyriales; Herpotrichiellaceae
Exons: 4
Coding region: 1-4521 (1506 amino acids)
Molecular function (GO): metal ion binding
Source: RefSeq, a predicted model, not a curated record
AUGGCUGCAGACGGUCGAAAUGCGGUCGAAGUCCUACCCUCCAUCCCUGUCGGCAGGUCGCCCAACCACACACGGCAUUCUUCGUCCAGCCGGCAGACUUACACGAACUCGACUGGCUCUUCUGCUGCCAGCACGCCACGUCAGGUGCCAAUUUCGAUUGUCGACGAGAGUUUCGAAGGGAUGGAUCUGGAGAGUCAAUCACCAACAAACCCCCGUGCCGUAUACCACAAUAGGAGCCCGCCACCGAACGAAAUAGCCGAUAACUGUCGACUAUUCGAGUACUUUAGAGAGCAGAAACGUUACAUGGGACCUCACUAUGGUGAUGAUCAUGGUGGAGCUAGCAAAUUUUCCGGCUCGACUUAUCAAUCUUCGUUUCUUCAGCAUUCAGCCGGCCUAGAGGGUGUAUCUGGGGCAAAAUUCGUCGACAAACCACAGACAUACGGGCGUAUUGAAGGUUCGGGUGCGAGACAAAGACCGAGUCAGCAUUCAAAUUUUCGUGCACUGCUAUUUUCGAAACUGGAUGGAACAGAUGGUCAGAAAAAUGAAGAGGUGCGCAAAGGUGCCCCGCGCAUAACUGAUGGCGAGCAUGGUGUGAUACGAAAAGGGAACCUCAGAGAAGAGGUUACUUGCGCAGUGCAUAGUGGCAAAAAUAAGCCCUCAAAAGAGCCAGAGCAGGGAAUGCACGCUGAUGCUCAGGCUGACCACAAUGUGCAUCGAGGCUUGAAGUCUUCUCCGGCCGCCCUCACUCUCAAUGGCGCUCUGCAGGACGAAGACGACGUUGCCCGUCAGCCCUCUAUGGACACGCCCACGCCAUUUAUCGGUUCUGUUACUCGGGAAGAUCUGCCAGGGUAUGAACUGAUGGUGCUUCCCACCGAUCGAGGUCGGCCAUCGGCAGGGUCUCGCUUUCCUAGGAUUCGCCGAGAGAUGAUGAACGAGCGACACCCGCACCCUUCGAGCGAGGCAAUCUUGUCAAACCCCUUAACUUAUGCCUCUGAUAAGAAGAACAUAUGCAGAUCUUGUCACAUGCCCGGGAACGGCUUGUCACCUCUUGUGCGGUGCAACGCAUGUAAUGCAGGUUAUCAUAGUCCGUGCGCAAGCGCAACGACCCGUCAAAGCAAGAGCCUCGAUAACUACACCUGCCGGGAGUGUUUGCCAAAUCACAUUGCGGACAGAGGCAGCUUGGAUCGACCUUCCCUCAGAGACGAGAUUCUUCCUAGUUCUAGUCAAUCCGUUGCCCGCCACAUUGGCCAGUCUGCCGAGUUCGCCUCUGACAUGUCCUCACAAGAACCUGCAAUCUCUUCGAAGGCAGUUGCCCAAUCCAAACGAAGCGCAGAUGAUGUUGCUGCCGCGCUUACAAUAAUUAGCAUGGCCAGCUCAGCGCCCGGUCAUGGCCUCGUUUCCGAUAGUGGUAAACACAGGUCAUCCCCACAACAUACAACCAAUGGUUCCACGUCCACCGGAUCAUUGUACAAGCAGAUUACCUGUCCUAUGUGGAAGAGAGCCUUGUGCUGCGUGAUAGAAGACCAUUGUCUAUUUGCUCAUAAAAACACUGGUCACGAUGCCCCCUAUAAUGGGGAACCAGCCAAGGACUUUACUUGUCCGGAAUGGUUGGCUAAGGAAUCAUGCACGAGACAGGAGCACGAGUGUCACUUCGCUCACGUUGACACCGGGUUAUACGUUGGAUCUGAUGGCAAUGCAUCGCUAAAACACAUCGCCUGCUACUUUUGGAAGACUGCCGGCCGUUGUCCAAAGACGGAAGAUUGUCUCUAUGCCCAUGAGGACACGGGCGUGGUUCAAUGGGAGCCAGAAACAAAACAACAGCCGCCACAACCACCGGGAGAGCAGUCCCUGAAGCAGUUCAUUUGCCCUCGAUGGGAAGAGGGCUUUUAUCCGCGGAAGAGGGCAAAAAAUGGCACUCGCAGAUCUCGUGGUGGUGGCUUCGGAAAGACAAAUCAGCCGCGCUCAAGGCGAAGAGACUUGUCAAAAACUGAUAAGUUGCCCCGGGCUGAUGGUGCCAAAGGCCAAAGGCCGACUGAAGCGGCGCUCGCCUCUCCGUCAAGGCCCGACACCAGCUCCGUAUCGGCGUCUUCUAUUACAGAGCAUGGGGUGCCGUCUUCUGUUACAGAGCAUGAGGUACCGUCUCCUGCAACAAUUGCACCAGCUGUCGUCAAGAGACGAGCUCGACGUGGCGGAUCGGCGUACUGGCACCAUCCAAGACCAGAUAGCCGACGACAGGCACCGGACCUUCCAACCGACUCCACAAACCCCCUAAAAGGUUCAGUCCUACGCUGCGCCCGGUGUUCCAUCAGGCACGAGGAUUUGCCACGUCCGGACCCAAUAACAAUCACGAUUUCCGACGACGAAGAUACAGAUGAUCACAGACCAUCACCUCCAUCACCUCCAUCACCGACAGUGGUGACGAUUUCCGACGACGAAGACGUCCCGGAUUUAGUGGAAAUUGGAACAGAACGUCAUGGUGCAAAGGCCCACGCAUCGGCUCCGCGCACUCGACCAUGUGUGAUGACCCCUAACCCUCUAAAGCGUUCCACCACAGAAGCUUCAUUGUUCAUUUCAAGAAAGCGAUUCCGCUACCAACAGGAGAAGGUGAAUACGGCUAUUCAGGCUUUGCGCCAGCCGACUAGAAACAACGAGCUCCAGGACAGCGUUGAGGCCGAGACUCAAGAGGCACAUGAUGAUUCCAGUAAUCGAGCAGAGGUUCCGGACACAGUUGACCAGGCGGCAUCAAUACAGAAGCCAGCAAAAAAUGGACGUACAAUGUCCCCUCUAGGGCAGGGCGAUGACGAUCAGACUUCGAAAUCUUCGACAAAUUCCAAUGCUAUUACACAGGGCUCCCAGAUCUUAUCCCCACACCGAGAGACGUCUACUCGAAUACGUGCAAAAGGUAUGCAACAUACCAGGGCCAGUGACAAUCUGCCAGAUCCCGAGCAAGAAGCAAAACUACCCUUAAUGAUAUCGCGUACGAGCAUUGAGUUCCUCACUGUCCAGAGCGCUAACCCGAUCCCCACAGAACUUGUUGUAUCGUCUUGGAUGACGGACGAUAACUUCCCUUUGGACGAUCAUGCCCUGUUCGUCCCGGCGUCCAUCCAGGAUCACGAGGCUUCCGCAGUGACUACUGGGCUUCUUGAAGGACGACCACCUGCCGAAGGUGUCAAACUUUAUGGUAUUGCAAAAGAAAAUGCUAAAUACAGAGAAACCCCAGAAGCUGUUGAAAUUCGAGCCGAGGCACGGGCCCCAAUGGAGGAGAUUUCCAGCAGCAUGCACAACGCGUUUAAUUCUGCCGUUGAGGACGAAGCGCCUGUUACAAACUCGACUCAAGACACUACUCAGACCAUCGCCAUACCGAAAGUACAGAAAGUCCAGACUGCUGGCCGUGAUGACAGUGACGAGAGGCAAGCCGAGCUCGAAGAGGUCAUUAGCGGAGGUCAGACGAAUAUCGUACCUGAGAGAACAGAAGAUGGGUCAGAUGUUCGGCUUGAGAGCUCGACCGACGCUCAAUCUCAGUUCGCUCUAGACGCAAAUUUCUCGACUCAGAGCGAGGGGGUCAUUAUUGUGAAGCGUCACAAGGCAGGCGAAGAAAGGGGAAAUGAAAAGUACAAAGUGGCAUUAGCACAGUCGCAUUCUUCGAGUCGGGGUGGGGAGAAAGCACUGGCCCCUAGUCCUCUACGUUCAAGGCCUAUAAGCGGGACAGAUGACGGGAGAAAAAGUGAAAAGUACAAAGCGGCGCCAGCACAGUCUCACCCCUCGCCUUCGCAUCUCUCGACUCCAAGUCGAAAUAAAUCUUUGGGCUCGGGUUCUACCCGUCCAAGGCCUACAAGCGGGAAAGAUAUAGAGCAGGGAAAUGAAAUGCGUGAAGCAGCGUCAGCACAAUCUCAGCCUUCGACUCCGAGUCGAAAAAAAUCACUGGGUGCUGGUUCUACCCGUCCAAGGCCUACAAGCGGGAAAGAUAAAGGGAAGGGAAGUGAUAAGCGUGAAGCAGCGUCAGCACAUGGUCGCCCUUUGGCACAGGGUCAAAAGGAACCAUUGAGCUCUAGUCCUGCCCUUUCAAGGCCUACGAGCAAGCCAGAUGAGCAUAUCUCAAUCACUCCACGCUUACCCUCACCCUCACCCUCACAUCCACAGCUGACAAAUGGACUCACGACAGAGAACUUUUCACCUGUGACGGAUCCAGCCAAAUUUCCAUCGAAUCAAUCUGCUCCUGGGCCAAACCUGGUGACUCCUCCUGCCAACAAUACUAAGCCAACUCGUCCAGUGUCCGGCAAGAACACACAGACUAAACCCACGGAAUUUGACCAGGCCGUGGCGAUUCAGAAGUUACAAGCAAAAGGCGUUCAAUUCGAACCGGAUUCCGAGGGUGACGAACCCAGUGACCCUGAUACUCCGAAAAGACCUCCCCCUCGCAAUGCUAAGCGGCCGUGUGCAAGCAAGGCCCUGGAUUCUCGGGAUCUAUUUGACGUGGAACCUUCCUUAAAACCGGCUAGAAAGCCAAAAAAAGGAGGAUGA